Messenger RNA from Thecamonas trahens ATCC 50062, 1476 nucleotides. Its product is annotated as prolylcarboxypeptidase. Gene Ontology annotation, biological process: proteolysis. The record is from RefSeq and is a predicted model, not a curated record. Gene Ontology annotation, cellular component: lysosome; endosome. Bases 1 to 1476 code for a protein of 491 amino acids. The transcript is spliced from 2 exons. Gene Ontology annotation, molecular function: dipeptidyl-peptidase activity; serine-type exopeptidase activity. Lineage: Eukaryota; Apusomonadida; Apusomonadidae.
AUGAAGACGGGCAGCGCUACUCUUGUUGCACUCCUUGCUAUGGCGGUCCUCGCCACGGUGGCCCACGGGUCGCUGGUGAGCGUGGCGCGGGCGGUCAAGGCCAAGGCUGCGGCGGCCGGGCUCGGCGACGGCCCCCGCCGCCGUCGGGCAACGCCAAACGCCGGAACGUACGCACAGCGGUACUACGUCAACGACACGUUCUUUGACGGGACAGGCCCGGUCUUCCUCUGCAUGGGCGGCGAGACGCCGCUCUACGACGCGGUCGCCAUCACCGGCUCGUACCACUGCGGGUUCAUGGUCGAGGUCCUCGCCCGCAACCACUCGGCGCUCAUCCUCGCCCUCGAGCACCGGUUCUAUGGCGCGUCGAUGCCGCGGCCGGAUCUCUCGGUCGACUCGCUCAAGCUCCUCACCACGCCGCAGGCGCUUGCGGACAUGGCGAGCUUUGUCAAGUAUGCCUCGACCAAGUUUGGCCUCACUAGCGCCAACAAGUGGGUCACCUUUGGCGGCUCGUAUCCGGGCAUGAUGGCUGCCUGGUCGCGUCUCUUCUACCCGGAGCUUAUCCACGCCUCGGUCGCGUCGUCGGCGCCGGUCCAGGCCCAGGUCGAGUUUACCGGCUACCUCGACGUCGUCGCCGCCUCGAUGGCUGCGCCCAUCGUCGGCGGCUCGGCCGAGUGCGUCGAUGUGCUCAAGGCGGGCUAUGCUGCCGUCGGCGAGAUGCUUGCCGGCUCGGCAGCCCAGCGCGCCCAGCUCGCCUCGGAGUUUGGCGUCUGCUCGGGAGCUGCGUCGUCGCUCGACGACAAGGCCAACUGGGUCGUCUUCACCGAGUCGCUCGGCGGCCUGCUCCCAGUCCAGGAGAACGACCCGGCGUGCACUACCCCGGUCUGCGACAUUGCUUCUGUCUGCAGCACCGCGCUGCAGGUCGUCAAGUCUGGCGGCAAGCCUUACGAUGCCAUCGCGAGCAUCAACGCCAUCGCGAACGCCGGUCAGUGCCUCAACGUCUCGUACACCGGCGAAAUGGCUGCGCUCAUGGAUACUCACCCGGACCCGAACUCGGUCAACGCCAUCAUGCGCUCGUGGACCUGGCAGACCUGCACCGAGUACGGCUACUACCAGGUGUGCAACCCGGACUCGGACUGCAUCUCGGUCUCGUCGCCCCAUCUCAACGACAUCGAGUCGUACCUCGUCCAGUGCAAGCAGGCCUUUGGUGUCUCGCCGGCCGAGACCUACGCCGCUGCCAACGCCUCCAACGCCCGCACCGGAGGCUGGAACCCGCACUCAUCCAACAUCCUCUGGGUCAACGGCGCCAUCGAUCCGUGGCACGCCCUCUCCAUCAACAAGCCGGUCAACGGCAUGCCCGCCAUCUAUGUCCCGGGCGCCUCGCACCACUUCUGGACCCACCCGCCGCUCCCUACGGAUCAGCAGCCUAUCGUCGCAGCCCGGCUGGCCAUCGCCGCUCAGCUCCAGCAGUGGCUCUGA